AUGUCCAGAGUGCCCCCCCCCCCCCCACAUCGGAUGACCAGAGCGCCCCCCCCCCCACAUCGGAUGUCCAGAGCGCCCCCCCCCCCCCACAUUGGAUGUCCAGAGCGCCCCCCCCCCCCCCCACAUCGGAUGUCCAGACCCCCCCCCCCCACAUCGGAUGUCCAGAGUGCCCCCCCCCCCACAUCGGAUGUCCAGAGUGCCCCCCCCCCCCCCACAUCGGAUGUCCAGACCCCCCCCCCCACAUCGGAUGUCCAGAGUCCAGAGCGCCCCCCCCCCCCACAUCGGAUGUCCAGAGCGCCCCCCCCCCCCCACAUCGGAUGUCCAGAGCGCCCCCCCCCCACAUCGGAUGUCCAGAGUGCGCCCCCCCCCCCACAUCGGAUGUCCAGAGCGCCCCCCCCCCCCCCCCCCCACAUCGGAUGUCCAGAGCGCCCCCCCCCCCACAUCGGAUGUCCAGAGCGCCCCCCCCCCCCCCACAUCGGAUGUCCAGAGCGCCCCCCCCCCCCCCACAUCGGAUGUCCAGAGCGCCCCCCCCCACAUCGAAUGUCCAGAGCGCCCCCCCCCCCACAUCGGAUGUCCAGAGCGCCCCCCCCCCCCCACAUCGGAUGUCCAGAGCGCCCCCCCCCCCCCACAUCGGAUGUCCAGAGCGCCCCCCCCCCCACAUUGGAUGUCCAGAGCGCCCCCCCCCCCCCACAUCGAAUGUCCAGAGCGCCCCCCCCCCCACAUCAGAUGUCCAGAGCGCCCCCCCCCACAUCGGAUGUCCAGAGCGCCCCCCCCCCCCACAUUGAUGUCCAGAGCGCCCCCCCCCCCACAUUGAUGUCCAGAGCGCCCCCCCCCCCCCACACAUGA
Messenger RNA from Staurois parvus, 846 nucleotides. The record is from the annotation of a GenBank genome assembly. NCBI's taxonomy places the organism in Eukaryota, Metazoa, Chordata, Amphibia, Anura, Ranidae.